AUGUUUCACUCAGAAAUAUCCGAACCGUUUUUUGUUGCUUUUGUUCUUGCAUCGUCGCUUUUUUCCGGCCAGAUAAACAUAGAUUCUCUACCGAAUUUGCUUGACCUUGUCAAUCCUCUGUGGGAUCGUAAUUUAGAAGUCUAUGAGUUUGUUCGAUCGCGUCUUCUUCGACUCUGGCCACAAUGGAAAUUCGGUUUGCUGCGCUAUCAGGAGUGGGCCGAUGCCGGGGCUGCCGAGGUUAUUACCCGGCUCCGACAUGGGGAUUUGCAGCUUGACAGUUACAGCAAGCAUUUUGAACAACCAAUCUCAUUACAGCACCAGUUUGGACGCCCGAACAUGUUCAAUCGUACUCGACUUAAAGUUGGUGCCAAAACUUUAUUGUUUUUUUGUAUUUCUUCUUAA
Messenger RNA from Protopolystoma xenopodis, 402 nucleotides. NCBI's taxonomy places the organism in Eukaryota, Metazoa, Platyhelminthes, Monogenea, Polystomatidea, Polystomatidae. The record is from the annotation of a GenBank genome assembly.